Molecule: messenger RNA, 1375 nt
Organism: Tachyglossus aculeatus (Australian echidna)
Lineage: Eukaryota; Metazoa; Chordata; Mammalia; Monotremata; Tachyglossidae
Gene: STRAP
Product: serine/threonine kinase receptor associated protein
Exons: 10
Coding region: 36-1109 (357 amino acids)
Biological process (GO): spliceosomal snRNP assembly
Cellular component (GO): SMN complex
Molecular function (GO): protein binding; RNA binding
Source: RefSeq, a predicted model, not a curated record
UCCUUCCCUCCCUCCCUCCGUCCCUCCCUCCCGCCAUGGCGAUGAGGCAGACGCCCCUGACGUGCUCCGGCCACACGCGUCCCGUGGUGGACCUGGCCUUCAGCCGCGUCACCCCCUACGGAUACUUCCUCAUCAGCGCCUGCAAGGACGGGAAGCCAAUGCUGCGCCAGGGCGACACCGGCGACUGGAUCGGGACUUUCCUGGGGCACAAGGGGGCCGUGUGGGGGGCCACGCUCAACAAGGACGCCACCAAGGCCGCCACCGCCGCCGCCGACUUCACCGCCAAAGUGUGGGACGCCGUCUCCGGCGACGAGCUGAUGACCCUCGCCCACAAACACAUCGUCAAGAGCGUGGACUUCACCCAGGACAGCAACCAGCUCCUGACGGGCGGACAGGACAAACUGCUGCGCGUCUACGACCUCGGCAAGCCCGAGGCUGAGCCCCAGGAGAUCAGCGGCCACACGUCCGGCAUCAAGAAGGCCCUGUGGUGCGGCGAUGACCGCCAGAUCCUCUCCGCGGACGACAAGACCGUGCGGCUGUGGGAUCGGGCCAACCUGAGCGAGGUGAAGUCGGUGACCUUCCCCCUGGCCGUGAGCAGCAUGGAGUACGUCCCCGAGGGCGACAUCCUCGUCAUCACCUACGGCCGCUCCGUCGCCUUCCACAGCGCCCUCAGCCUGGAGCCCAUCAAGUCGUUCGAAACUCCGGCCCCCAUCAACUCGGCCUCGCUGCAUCCCCAGAAGGAGUUCGUGGUGGCGGGGGGCGAAGACUUUAAGCUCUACAAGUACGACUACAACAGCGGCGAGGAGCUGGAGUCGUACAAAGGCCACUUCGGGCCCAUCCACUGCGUGCGGUUCAGCGCGGACGGCGAGCUGUACGCCAGCGGCUCCGAGGACGGCACCCUGCGCCUCUGGCAGACCGUCGUCGGCAAGACCUACGGCCUCUGGAAGUGCGUCCUGCCAGAGGAGGGUGGAGAGCUGGCUAAGCCGAAACUCAGUUUCCCCGAGACCACGGAGGAAGAGGAGGAGGAGGAGCAGCAGCAGCAGCUAGAGGACGUCGGCUCGGAGAACUCGGACGCCGCCGGCCCCGCGGCGGCCGAGGUGAAGGCCUGAGGCGCGGGUGGGGAGGUGCCCACCGCCGAGACGUCCGUGCCCGCGGGCGAGAGCCGGGAUGCCCGCUCUCUGCCGCCAUCCGGACCCACCGUCUGCCUCCCCAUUUGGCUGCCAACGGACAUCCCUCCCUCCCGGAUAGAUGCCCGCCCGCCCGGGAGGCUCCUGGAAGCGGGCGGGCGGCCGCCCGGCUCCGGUGGGCAUGAGGAGCCAAAAUCUCCACGGGGUCGGGGGCGAGUCCCCCUUAUGCCAUCGCGUGCCGCUUCCCA